Poecilia latipinna (sailfin molly) is the source of this 1820-nucleotide messenger RNA. RefSeq names its product regulator of calcineurin 3 (gene rcan3). The record is from RefSeq and is a predicted model, not a curated record. The transcript is spliced from 4 exons. Gene Ontology annotation, molecular function: calcium-dependent protein serine/threonine phosphatase regulator activity; nucleic acid binding. Lineage: Eukaryota; Metazoa; Chordata; Actinopteri; Cyprinodontiformes; Poeciliidae. Bases 218 to 805 code for a protein of 195 amino acids. Gene Ontology annotation, cellular component: cytoplasm; nucleus. Gene Ontology annotation, biological process: calcium-mediated signaling.
AGAGGGGAGGGUCGGAGAGGGAGUGAGAUCUGUCCGGCUGCUGCAGCAUCACUCUGAGCGGCGUUUCAGUGCAGUGAGGAGUCCGGCUGCUGCAGCUCUCCGUCUCUCUGGACGCUACCUCAGCUCCUCCCGGAGGAAGCGCUUCCUCUGCGACCCGCUGACAGGAACGAGCAGAGUUUUGGCUCCGUUGCGUUUUUCCUACCAACCACACAGGGGAAUGCCAUCCAUAAAUAUGAAGCUGGAGAUGGUGACCAUCAUCGCCUGCGAGGUAGACACCGAGGUGUUUACGUCAGACAAAAUGCAGGAGAGGUUUGAGGCGCUCUUCAGGAUCUACGAUGACCAGGUCACUUUCCAGUUGUUCAAAAGCUUCAGGAGAGUCCGGAUCAACUUCAGCACCCCAGAGGCGGCGGCCCGCGCCCGCAUCGAGCUGCACGAGUCCGAGUUCAACGGCAAGAAGCUAAAACUCUACUUCGCUCAGAUCCAGAACGGCGAUGAAGACAUCGACAAGUCGUAUCUGGCUCCUCCGCAGCCGGUCAAACAGUUCCUGAUCUCUCCACCCGCCUCUCCGCCUGUCGGCUGGAGUCAGAGCGAAGACGCCACGCCUGUCAUCAACUAUGACCUGCUGUGUGCUGUGGCUAAGCUCGGACCUGGUGAAAAGUACGAGCUCCACGCGGGGACAGAGUCCACCCCCAGCGUGGUCGUCCACGUGUGCGAGAGUGAGACGGAGGAGGACGAGGCGGUGCGGCCAAAGCAGCAGAUCGUCCAGACCAGACGUCCCGACGGGCCUCCCGCCGUCUUCAACUAAACGGGGGGACGGUGGGGAGCCUCCGCCCCGACCCCGCCUCCUCGGCCUCCCGACUGCGGCGCGGCGUCCGCACCCUUUAAAAAACCCGUGACACACCUGCCCCCCCCCUCCUCUCUCUCUCUCUCUCGUCUCUGCACUCACAGAGAGCGUCGACGCCCCUCAUUUCAGUUCAACUACAAGCGAAAAACAAAAACAUUGCUUCGAACGACGGCGUUUGUGGUGGAGCGCGGCGAUGGAAUGAGGCGGCCGGAAGGGAAUGGAUGACACACAAACACUCAUCACAUUCUGCGGACAGCGUGGGGAGCGGCGGCCUGGCCUCCCACCCACCAAACUCCCCCCCUCCUCAGUUUUCAGCAACACGGGGGGCGAACAUACCUGUCCGAACACAGGCACCUGUCACGUAUCACUCCCAGCUGUCAUCGCUGCUCGUCCCUCACCUCUUCCCUUCAUUUGUACAACGAUCACCCCGGACAUUUUGUUUUUCCUUUCAAGAUAUAUUAGACUUUCUUUUUCAAAUCUGCUGUCUUGCAUCAGGACCGAGUGUGUGAUGUUGCCGCUCCUCUCUGCAUGUAUAUACUCUGUUAUGAAAAAUAUGUACUGAAACACAAAUACUAACAAGUCAUUCGAAGAAAAAGGAACCUAUUUAACGUCACACACCGCACGAAGCGCCAUACGUGACUAACAAAGAUGCGCUGGAUGUUUGACUUUCUUUAUUUCUGCUUCUUCUUUUGUCUUCUUUUUUUAUUUGAAAGGUGUUUUUGCUAACUAGAUGUGUAUUCAUACUCUGUAUUUGAUAACCCAACAAUUUUUGCAUGCCUAGUUACUUCUGGAGACGAGAAGCUGAAGCUUUUUUGCUAUUGUUCGUGAUGGCAGGGAAUUGGUGUUGGCGGCGAGUUUUGCUAAAACUUGAUGGAUUGGAAAACAGUUCAUCCCUCCUUUUCUUAAAGGAGUUUUGUGAUAUUUGUCUCUUUUUUUAAAUUGUAUUUUCACAUCCCUUUCGUUUGCUUUCUGCAUG